Molecule: messenger RNA, 1825 nt
Organism: Aspergillus japonicus CBS 114.51
Lineage: Eukaryota; Fungi; Ascomycota; Eurotiomycetes; Eurotiales; Aspergillaceae
Product: FAD-binding oxidoreductase
Exons: 2
Coding region: 193-1575 (460 amino acids)
Molecular function (GO): FAD binding; oxidoreductase activity
Source: RefSeq, a predicted model, not a curated record
GCGGAUAAUGGCAGUCCUAAAUCCUGUGCAACCCUCCGCAAGGCAAGAAAGACAAAGGAUCUUAGAGGUUGAGCGGGGCCUUGGCCCACAUGACGUAUGGCAUAUAUGAACAGAGGCCACCACGGUGUCACCAAACCCCCAUCAAGCCAGAAUCAGUGCGCUUGACUGCAUACCCUAGAAAAGCCAAACGCUAUGACUGACAAUCUCGCGACGGAACGACUGCGGAAACUCGCUGGGUUUUUCGCAAACAACCCAUCCAUCCAAUAUGUCACCCCGACCUCGCCCCAGUAUGCGGAGCUGUGCGCGGCAUAUGUGUCUUUACCCGACCUAAACCCCCUUGCGAUCGCUCGCCCAUCUACCGUGGAGGCGGCGACUUCUGUGGUGUCCUUUGUGGUGACUAACGACAUCCCAUUCACAGUCCGAUCGGGAGGCCACGACUCCUUCGGGCGAUUUUUCCGAAAUGGGGCGGUCGCGGUCGACCUGCGUCUCAUCAACUACGUCGAAAUUGACCAAGAGUCCUCGACCGCGCGGAUCGGCGGAGGCAUCCUCGGGGGGCAUAUGAUCCGUGCGCUGCAGAAGCAUGGGCUGGCCGCCGCAGUUGGGACGAUCUCCUCGGUCGGAUACGCCGGCUGGGCGAUGUACGGUGGCUAUGGACCGUACAGCUCCAAAUUUGGAUUGGGAGUUGAUCAAAUCCUGGCAGCCAAAGUCAUCAAUGCCAAGGGGGAGCUGGUGGACGCCGACGCGGAGCUACUGAGGGCCCUCCGUGGCGCGGGGGGAGCAUUCGGGGUUGUCGCCGAGCUCACAAUUCCGGUGCACCGCCUUGACCAAACUCUCGCAGGCGCCAUUGCCUUCCAGUCCGAUGAUCUCCCUGUAGUCAUCCGACAGUACAAUUUGGGCUACCAGGCCCUAAGUGCCGAAGGGAUCCCCGCAGAGCUCACUCUGCAACAGAGUAUCAUCAACCUUCCCCACGGUAAGACCUUGGUUGUCCUGUUCGUGUGGGCGUCCCCGGACAUCGAGACUGGACAAUUAUGGGCUGAGAAGAUUUGCGCUCUGGCUCCGGUGGCUCACAACGCCAUCCAACCAACAACGCCCCUUACCUAUCUGACGGACACGGAUCGCAUGGUGCCGUCGCAUACGCGUGGACGUGUGCGGACGAUCAGCCUGAAGCGAUUGAGCGACGAGGUUUUGGACGUGAUCUCCGCCAACGUCCUGAAAAUGCCGGCGGAUCCGCACACCAUUUUCGCCAUGCACGAGCUUCGGACCGGCACCCCAUCGGCCCAGGCCCACUCCGACUCUGUAUUUGCGGCCCGCGAGGGCCACUUCGUGUUUGAGAUCAUUGGGAAUGCGCAGCGCGAAGAGAACCUGGAUCGUGCGACCGCAUGGGGGCAGGACUUCUGGAACGAGUUGACCCGCACCGAUCCGGAGAAUGUUCUCCCGGCGACGUAUCUGUCCUUGUCGGCUCCGGAGGAGGUGCAGAUGUCGCGAGUGUUUGGGGAGAAUUAUGCGUGGCUGGUGGACAUGAAAGGCAAAUACGAUCCUCGAGGGGUGUUUGCGGCGGCCACGGCGAGGCUUUGAGCCGUCUGUUCAAUCUGCGUCAAGUUAUCCUGCUCUCUUGAGGUUCUACUUCCUGCUCAACGCGGUAAUGAUAAUCAGAAAUAGGACGACAAUACGCACAAGAAGUCCGUCUUGCGCGUUCUUGGACGUGGAAGCAACUAGAAAACAACCUCGAUAGCGACCAGCUGAGUUCAUAAUGGUGUCAUCUCAGCCGCACGGGCAUAUCUCAACAUGACGUUUCCAUGGGCGUGUCAGCUAUCCAGGCACUAUC